Nematocida minor is the source of this 1596-nucleotide messenger RNA. RefSeq lists its product as uncharacterized. The record is from RefSeq and is a predicted model, not a curated record. The coding region runs from base 1 to 1596 and encodes 531 amino acids. NCBI's taxonomy places the organism in Eukaryota, Fungi, Microsporidia. The transcript has a single exon.
AUGAAAGAAGUCAAAUUAGUGAUAAACAUAAAAGGAAUAGUAGAGGUAUGCCAAGCUAUGAAAAGUAUGAAUGAUAUAAAAGCAGCUAUUAAACACAAAGAUAAUAUAAGUCAAUUGACUAUUCUCAAGCGCUUACUCAAAGACAAUCUGAGAAUAGAAAACAGUCCAUAUACUAAUGAUGAUGACAAUCAGUAUAUCAUAGAAACAGCUGAAAAUGAGAUCUGCCAAUAUUUUGUAUACAGAUACCCAGUGUUUCCUCGGGCCAUAAGUGAAUUAAAUGAUGCAAUAAAGAAUGAAGAAGAUGAAUCGAUCAGAUCGCAUGCCAUCGAGUUGGCCAAUAAAAUCAUGGAAAUGAACCCUCUUAUAUAUAGGAUAGAGCACGGGAUAAGUAGGAAGAGUGAAGCAGUAGAGGAAAUAAAGUCAGAUGUCAGCAAUGAUAAAUUAGGCACCAGAACAUGCACACUAGAGAUCAACGAUGUAAAGUUUCCCAGCUUGAAAAGGAUGGCUAAGUAUAGUACAGAAAGUUUGAACAGAUAUGUCUCACAAUCUAUAUCUCGUUCACUAGACUCAGAAAACCUGCUUUUUUUAAACGAAUCUACUCCUAUAGGAGAAUACCACACAUUGAAUGAACUGUACACUAACACAUGUGAAGGCACUGAUGUGCUAUUGAUAGAGUAUGGAAUGGAUCUUAUUCACAAAAAAUACGUUGAAAUUCGAGAUAUAGUUCAAAAGGUUAUGGAAAUGAAAAAUAGUAUGGAUAAAAAGCAGUAUAUAAUUGACCAAGUGAAUGCAUUAUUUGCCUCUAAAGAAGACUCUAAAGCAGUCCUUUCUAUUAUCAAGAACAUAGGACCAAUUCUAAUCGAAAAAGAAAUACAGAAGUAUAUGAUCAAUGCAGUAGUAUAUAUGGUAAAUAACACAGAUCUCUUAGGUGAAAAAGGUGCGCCAAAGACCCUAAAACUUGAAAAAGAUUUGAGUAAUUUUGCAAAAGACUAUAUAGAUAUUGGUGCUGUUUUAGAGAAAAAAGUGGAGACAGAAAUUGAUAAAUUAAAAAGAGAAAAAAGAGAAUUAGAAAAAGGAAAAAGAAAAGAAGAAUUAGAAGCAGCAGAAAAAAUAAAAUUACUAGAUUGGAAGCUAAAAAGAGAGAACUCACAAUAUGAUGAGAUUAUUCUUCUUCAAGAUAGCUUGCAGCAUUUAGAAAACCUAGAUCCAGCCCAAGUAAACUACUUAUACAAGAAAAUAGGAGAAUUUUUGAAAGCAGAAAAUGUGAAAGCAAUAGAGCUAGAAAAGCCAGAAGAAGCAAUAAAAGCACCAGAAACAAAGCUCAAUGAAAAAGAACAGCCGCCAUUAGAAGAACAAACACCCCCACGGCCACUACUUGAUGAACAGCCAAAAACAGAUAUGCAUGCACAAGCAUCACCACUCAACAACCAGCCACCAUUAGAAGAACAAGCAGCACCGCAUCCAGCAUCCACAAAAAGCAAGAUAGUUUCAACUCUGAAGAUUGUAGUGUCUGUGUUCCUAGUUGUUCUCUUUAUAGUAUCAACAAUAGUCUUUGGCUACAGAAUAGAGAACAGAAUGAAAAGCACUAACAACUAG